Molecule: messenger RNA, 1266 nt
Organism: Pectinophora gossypiella (pink bollworm)
Lineage: Eukaryota; Metazoa; Arthropoda; Insecta; Lepidoptera; Gelechiidae
Gene: nvd
Product: cholesterol 7-desaturase nvd
Exons: 8
Coding region: 1-1266 (421 amino acids)
Biological process (GO): chlorophyll biosynthetic process; cholesterol metabolic process
Cellular component (GO): chloroplast
Molecular function (GO): 2 iron, 2 sulfur cluster binding; chlorophyllide a oxygenase activity
Source: RefSeq, a predicted model, not a curated record
AUGGAUUCUGUAUUUCUUUACAGUAACGUGUCUUUUGGAAUAAUUCGAUCGACCUUUGAUUUGCUAUACCAGAAUAGUUUGGUUAUUCUAGCAGCUGUGAUAACAGGAAUGCUAAUGUUUGUACUAUACAGGUCAUACAUUAGUCCUGACUUUUAUACUAAGGAGCUAACAGAAAUCGGCUUCGACCACGUCCCUCCAGGACCUGAUCGACCGCUCAGGAUAGCUCGCACUAUGACAUCCAGGAGACUCGGCUCCAAGAUACCUCCACCUUAUCCCAACGGCUGGUUUGCAGUGGCAGAGAGCUGUGACGUCAAAGUGGGUGGGGUGCUGGCGGUAGACGCUCUUGGUCAAAAUCUCUGCGUGUAUCGCGGCGCAGACGGUGUGGUCCGCUGUGUAGAUGCGUACUGCCCCCAUUUAGGGGCCAAUCUGGCGGCAGGUGGGAAUGUCUGCGGCAACUGUAUCGAGUGUCCUUUCCACAAGUGGCGGUUUGGGGCCGACGGGGCGUUGGUCAGUGUGCCAGGAGUGGAAUCAGUCCCAAAAGGCGUAUCGAUAAAAUCAUGGGAGACAGUAGAGGCUGACGGCGCUGUAUGGAUCUGGUACGACGCAGAAAAUAGGCCUCCACUGUGGUCGUUGCAGGACGCAUGCACGAUGCAGAUGCGAUGCAGAGGACGCAACAUCUUCACCGUCAAUUGCCAUAUACAGGAGAUCCCUGAGAACGGCGCAGACGUCGCUCAUCUAAACGCGGUACACUCCGAAUCGCUGUUGUCCAAAUUAGGAGAAAAAUAUCCACUGUUGCUGAACUUUAUCGGUAGCCACUACUGGACCGCGGAGUGGUCUCGCGGCGACCAUCACACUUCCACCAUCAAGCUGACGCAUGACUACAAGCUGAUGAAGAUGAACCUAUUUCAUGUCGACGUUGAUGUUACACAGAUCGGCCCAGGCCACGUCCGCUUGAAGCUGCAGACGUCGUUCGGUCCAGUUUUGAUAUCCCAAUCCGUCACUCCCAUUGGACCACUACAACAGAAGGUGGUUCAUCGUGUCUUCUCCCCUAAUUACAACGCUCCGCUUGGCUACAUCUUGAAUAGAGCUGAGUCUUACCAGUUCGAGAGAGACGUAGCGAUUUGGAAUAACAAGCGGUACGUCGGAGCACCAGCGUACGUCAAAACUGACAAGACCAUACGAGCCUUCAGGUCGUGGUUCUCGCAGUUCUACAGUGAGAAUAGUAUCAGCUUCAAGGAUGCCAAUAACAGCAUGUUGGAAUGGUGA